AUGGCUGUCGGUGCCUCAGGUUCUGCUGAAGAUGCAAGCAAUGCAUACUCGCACCUUAUGGAUCCCCGUAGAAAGUGGUACAACAACAGACGUUUAAUGGCGUUGAACGGAUGGAUCGUUCUAUUGUUAAUCACAGCGAGUACCAAUGGGUACGACGGUUCCAUGGUCAACGGCUUGCAAUCUCUUCCUCAAUGGGAAAAGUCGUUUCACAAUCCGACCAAGGGAAAGCUGGGUUUACUCAGUGCUAUCCAGAACAUCGGCUCCCUUGCUGGAUAUCCUUUUGCGCCUUACCUCUCGGAUGGGAUAGGCCGUCGCGCAACUGUGUUUAUCGGGGCAGUCAUCAUGAUACUAGCUACGGUCGUUCAGACAGCUUCUCAGUCUGUGGGGAUGUUCAUCGGCGCUCGUUUCCUCAUCGGGUUCGGUCUCACAUUCGCUUCUAACGCAGCGCCAAUGCUCAUCACCGAGCUUUCGUAUCCGAAGUAUCGCGCACCUCUGACAUCUGUCUACAACUCAUUGUGGCACUCUGGAGCAAUUGUAGCUGCUUGGACGACCUUCGGGACAUUCAAGAUCAAUAGCACAUGGUCAUGGAGGGUUCCUUCCGCACUCCAGGCUCUUCCCUCUGUAAUCCAGAUUUUUCUUAUCUGGUUUGUCCCAGAGUCGCCUCGUUAUUUGGUGAACAAGGGCAGGGAAGCUGAGGCCCUGAAGACUCUGGCGUAUUAUCAUGCCGAUGGGAACGAAGAUGAUCCUCUUGUCCGCUACGAAUUCCAAGAGAUCAAAACUGCUAUCGAGUUUGACAAGACCGUCGCUCAGAACGUUGGCUGGUCCGCCUUCAUUUCUAGCCCAGGAAAUCGGAAACGUGUCCGUAUCAUUGUCGCUAUUGCCUUCUUCUCGCAGUGGUCCGGUAACGGGCUUGUUUCCUAUUACACCAACAAAGUGCUUGAUCAAAUGGGGAUUACCGAUCCGACAACUCAACUUCUUAUAAACGGCAUCCUCUCAAUAUGGAGUCUGAUCUGCGCACUCACCGCAUCUUCGAUGGUCGAUCGUUUCGGUCGCCGCCCUCUCUUUCUCACGUCCAUAUCCCUUAUGACACUUUUCCUCACGCUUCAAACGGUGUGCUUCGGCAGAUUCCGUGUUGCUGGUGACAUCCAUGCGGCGCACGGGGCUUUGGCUUUCAUUUUCUUAUUCUCUGCGGCUUACAACAUUGCCUUUUCUCCCCUUAUUGUCACGUACACCCUGGAGAUCUUGCCUUACAAACUUCGGGCCAAGGGCUUCAACAUCUUCAACUUCACCAUAUCUCUGGCCCUCAUUUUUAACCAAUACGUCAAUCCAAUCGCUUUCGCCGCGAUGAGUUGGAAAUAUUACAUCGUUUACUGCGUCUGGCUCGUCUGUGAAGCGGUUUUCUUAUACUUCUUCCUGAUAGAAACCAAAAACCGUACGUUGGAGGAAACGGCCGCUAUAUUCGAUGGAGAAGUUGCGACAGAAAAACUUGUUGAUGCUGCUACGAAGCAUGCGGGUGUGGUGCAUGAUAUGAUUGAAGAUGAGAAGGCAUCGGAAAGGAAGGCGGAGUCUCUCGAUGCCUGA
This is a messenger RNA of Mycena indigotica, 1581 nucleotides long. RefSeq names its product MFS domain-containing protein. The record is from RefSeq and is a predicted model, not a curated record. NCBI's taxonomy places the organism in Eukaryota, Fungi, Basidiomycota, Agaricomycetes, Agaricales, Mycenaceae. The transcript is spliced from 12 exons. Gene Ontology annotation, molecular function: carbohydrate:proton symporter activity. Gene Ontology annotation, biological process: carbohydrate transport; transmembrane transport. Gene Ontology annotation, cellular component: membrane. The coding region runs from base 1 to 1581 and encodes 526 amino acids.